CGCGGAGAUGGCGUCAUCGGCGAGUGCCCGGCUGGCUGCCGGCGUGAAGACGCGCGAUGUUGAGCCGGCUUCAGGAGCUGCGCAAGGAGGAGGAGACGCUGCUCCGCUUGAAAGCGGCCCUGCACGACCAGCUGAACCGGCUCAAGGUUGAAGAACUGGCCCUCCAGUCAAUGAUUAGUUCUAGAAGAGAAGAUGAGAUGCCGUCUUCUCAACCUGCGCCUGAACAGUCACAUGAUCAGAUGUUGGUGCAUGUAGACAAUGAAGCAUCAAUCAACCAGACUGCACUGGAGUUGAGCACCAGGAGCCAUGUGCCAGAAGAGGAGGAGGAGGAGGAAGAAGAAUCCGAUUCCUGAAGGGGAGAAGAGCCAGGGUUAGUCAUAGGAGUUAAGUUCUAAGCCUCAGGAACUUUCUCCAAAGAAUUCUUGCCAUGGGCCCUGUGGCCUCCUUUAAAAGGAAGCAAGAACUUUAGGAGGCUGUGUAGUUGUAAAAAUGGUUCCAUCAAUAACUCAAGUUUCAGAGUGCUUUAACCAAAAUGAUGACAUACAGAAAAGCAGAGAUGCAGUGUGUCGAUACUGAGCGAUAUGGGUGGUGCUGUGUUUAUAUUCUGGUCAGAUUCAGUAACUGUGUUCAAAACCAGAAACUUCCUCUGAAAUGCUAUUGAGAAGGUCUGGCAUUUGCAAAAAGGGCAGAGUUUAAAUACAAGCAAGCCUUUCCAAUCAAUGCCUCUUGUAAGAAAACCAAUUAAAGACUGUUUGCAUGCCAUUGAACCCUUGUGAGCAGAGCAAGGCCACAGUGUGGGAGAGGAAGAUGACAAAGAGGAGGACAGAGGGCCACUUGAGAGCACAAGCUGUUGCCACCUCUCCGUGACAUCGUAAAACUGCCUACUAACAUGCUUUGUGUGGCUGUCACCACAUCUAGGUUGAGACAUCACUGUGGUAAAAUGUGCUUAGAAAUAAAGAUAAAUAGUCAUCAUGCAGCUUGCUGCUUUCCAGACAGAAACAGAGAAAAGGGUCAGUUCCUCUCAGGUGAACGAUACAGUAGGAUGGUUGAAAACCCAUUUCUGGACUUAGGAAAUGUGCCAUUGAAGAAGGAUCACUAGGCUUGGGAGGUUGGAUUUUGUAAUAAAGAGACGAUAGUUACAGAAUAAGAGUUGUUAAA
This is a messenger RNA of Eubalaena glacialis (North Atlantic right whale), 1158 nucleotides long. It is a transcript of the gene SNAPC5, whose product is annotated as small nuclear RNA activating complex polypeptide 5. Gene Ontology annotation, biological process: transcription by RNA polymerase II; transcription initiation at RNA polymerase III promoter. NCBI's taxonomy places the organism in Eukaryota, Metazoa, Chordata, Mammalia, Artiodactyla, Balaenidae. The transcript has 3 exons. The record is from RefSeq and is a predicted model, not a curated record. Bases 57 to 353 code for a protein of 98 amino acids. Gene Ontology annotation, cellular component: nucleus.